CUCUAAAAAAAAGCGAAAAUCAUCUUGGGAAUUUGCAGAAAACAUUUAAGCUUCAAUAUACCAAUCUAAAGAAUGGCCAACGUGGAAUCGCUGUACAAAGAACUGACCGCCGAGUGGUCAAAGCGGCCACCAAACACCGUCAAAUGCGGCCAGCUGCUGGAUCAACUGAAAGUAGCGCUCGUGAAGAUGGCCUUCCUGCCGACGGACGGAAACGAUGCCCAGAGCUCCAAGAAGCAAUUGAUCCUGGCUAGGAGCGUGCUUGAGGUGGCCGUGGAGCAUAGCGUGCUCAGCAAGGACCUGCUCGCCUUCGAGCGCUACAUGGCGCAGCUGAAGUGCUAUUACUAUGACUACGCUAAGAUCAUUGGCGAAUCGGAGAGCAAGUAUAAGCUGCUCGGUCUGAAUCUGCUGUACCUCUUGUCUGGCAACCGGGUAUCCGACUUUCACACGGAACUGGAGCUGCUCUCCGUGGACGUCAUCCAGCACAAUCAGUUCAUUCGGCCCAUCCUGGCGCUCGAGCAGUACAUCAUGGAGGGACGCUACAACAAGAUCUUUCAGGCCAAGUCGACGGUGCCCGUCGAGGUGUAUAGCUACUUUAUGGAUCUUCUGUUGGAAACGGUGCGCGAUGAAAUUGGUGCCUGCAUCGAGAAGUCCUACGACAAGAUCUCCGCCAAGGAUGCAGCCAAGCGGCUCAACCUGCGCGUCCCCGACGAGAUCAAGGCCUUCGGCGCGAAGCGUCAAUGGAAACUGGAGGCUAGCGGCGACUACAGCUUCACGGACCGUAGCGUCAAACCCAAGGAGCUCCUGCCCUCCGAGGAACUCGCCGAGCAGGUGCUCAGCUACGCCCGCGACCUCGAGAUGAUAGUUUAAGUCGCAAAGCAGCCGUUAAUAAACGACAGAGUAAGGUUAAGAAAACAGUUCUAACACGCUGGAUACCACAAUUUUUAUAAUAAUAUGUAAUUACAUUGAAAACAACAAGAAAUUAAAUUUAAAACUCC
Drosophila melanogaster (fruit fly) is the source of this 995-nucleotide messenger RNA. RefSeq names its product regulatory particle non-ATPase 12 (gene Rpn12). Gene Ontology annotation, cellular component: proteasome regulatory particle. The coding region runs from base 73 to 867 and encodes 264 amino acids. Gene Ontology annotation, biological process: proteolysis. The record is from RefSeq and is marked reviewed. The transcript has a single exon. NCBI's taxonomy places the organism in Eukaryota, Metazoa, Arthropoda, Insecta, Diptera, Drosophilidae.